Amoebophrya sp. A120 is the source of this 14820-nucleotide messenger RNA. The record is from the annotation of a GenBank genome assembly. Lineage: Eukaryota; Dinophyceae; Syndiniales; Amoebophryaceae.
AGAGUCAGAGUUCACCGCAUUCUUGUCUCCCCUCUUAAUAGAGCUAAAGCUGCAGCUGGCCUGCACGCUUUUUGCUUUUUGAAAAAAAAUUUGAUUCUACUAUUUCUCUUGCUGAAAAUAAAUUUACAUUCCAAAAUUUAGCUUUUACACCAUAAGAAAAUGUCAUCUUCUUCCUCGUCCUCUUCGUCGAGCAGCAGCUCCUCCAGCAGCGGCUCGUCGAAGAAGAAAUCCAAGCAGUCCAGCGAUUCCAGUAAGAAAGACUCGCCCCGCUACUCCUCCGCCGGGCCGGCGCAGAGCAACGAACCCGGCACCAUGGCAGGCGGGUUUGCGACGCUCGGCGCUACUCGCGGUUCCGCUGCGGAAGCAAGCGAACCGGCGGAGCGCAAAUCCCGCCACAGCUCCACCGCGGAUAAAGAGGGAAGACUCCGCAGGCCAACCGAUCAGGGCUUGAAGUCCUCGGAAAUUAAGAAGACGAAAACUUCGAUGAUGCGGUUUUACUUACAACAGGUCGAACCGCGUUUGGCGACGACAAAGCUCGAUUUGUAUGAUGUCGACACCGCGAAGCAGGUCAUUGAUGUGAUCGAGCCUGGGGAAGUCGUCGAGGUCAACCCAGUGGACCCGCAAACGGGGAUGUUUUACGCGAGGGUGCAGACGAUCCACGGCUUUUUACAGUCCAAUGAAAAUCUCCACCCCUUCGACUCGGCAAAGUCGCAACACCUGCUGGAAUUACCGUUGGCCAUGACGGUUACUCUAUUAGACGACAUCGAGUCCGACCGGAAGGAGGCGAUCUCCGCCACGGCGAGGAUUUUGCUGUUGCUCUACUCGGAGCUGAAGGAUUUGGAAAUGGCCUUGGCGACGCUCGCCUCCCGCUUGUGGCACAUGAUGCUCUUCGGCCCACUCGGGUUCGUCCCGGAAGGCACGAAGCCCCAGUACAAAGAUCGGGACUCGGCUUUCAAAAAAGCCAACCCGUUUCUGCAAACUUUGGUGAAGCAAAUCUACGACGAGAUCGCGCGGCAGCACCCGAAAAUCGCGGACAAAUUCGAGUACCAGAACAGCAUCCAGGCGGUGAAAGCCUCGAUUGCGGUGUUGUUAAGAAAGGACAAGGAGCACAUGACCGAGCCGGAUUCUACUGGGAAAAAGUUUGUCACGGUGAAGGGCCUAUCAAAUGCAAAAAUGUCUGUGUCGGGAAAGUUGGAACUUGUAAUGCUGGUCUUGCAUUCCUGUGAAAUCUGUAUUGCAUGACCAACAAAAGUGGCAGCCUCUCACGUCAUACAAAAACGGAGUUUGUCAUGCGAACUGUGUAUGAUAAAGCGUUGCGCAGAUGACUUGUCAUGCUUUCCUGCAUGAGGAAGCGUUUUCAUCAUGCACAUUUUAGCAUCACAAAUUGAAAUUUCCAGACCCAGAGAUAUUUGCACUUGAUAAGGCCCUUUAGCCUUUCUCGAACCGGAGCUGGUGCAGAGACUCGCGACUUUGGAUGUCGUUUCGCUCGAAACGUCGUUACUCCAAUCGGAGGAGAUCCACAAGAACGAGCAGGGGACGUUCCAAAUCGUGCCGUACGGGAAGAACGCGUUGGGCUCUAUCACCGACGACAGUUCCUCGUCUGUUGUCACCGAUCCGAAAAGCGGGGUGAAAGGUCUCUUCGACGAUUCCGACUUACGGUCCGACAUCAAACGCGCGAGUGACUCCGCGACGAAGAUCUCCCCCUACAUCCAGCAAACGAUCAAAAAAUCCGAGGACGGCACCCACUGGGUCUUCACCGACCACACGGAGCAGGCCCAGGAGUUACCGUUAAAGCACCCGGCCGAGUUGACCUUGAGCUAUUUGCAGGAUGGGAAGCCAUCGGAAUUAGUCCGCCAGUGGGACUACAUGGCAAAUGCGAAGGACGCGGACUCCGUCGUGGAUGACACUUCCGCGGGGGAUUCCUCCGCGAUCAUCAAUCAGGAAGCGGAGAAGCUUCGUCAGAACCAGAAAGUCCUGAUCGAUGUGGACCCGAAGUUGUUUGACGAGACGAACAACCUCGGCGUGGAUAUCUACGGCGCUCGGAAGGACAUGAACAUGUUUGGCGUGAAGGACAAAAACGCGGGGUCGUUGUCCUGGUUGUACGACGAGGUGGAUUGGAAGGCCGCGGUCGGGGACGGCGGGGAUUUUCUGUACAAAAACCCGAAAGAACGGUUUUCUCGGAUCAAAUACUUCAAACAAGCGGAGAAACUGAACCAAGUGCCGGGGAAGGGCAAACCGAAAAAAUCGCUCCGCGGUCGGAAAUAUCAAAGGCAAAAGUAUCGCACUCGUAGAAAUUGCAGUCGUGCAUGACAAACCUGGUUCCUGAGCUCAUUCAGCAUUACAAAUUCCAUUUUUCCUUCAGGAAAAAUUUGUGCUGCUAUUUCUACUAGAGCGAUACUUUUGCAAUGCAUAGAAAAAUCGGUGAUGGCGCGACGGUGUACGCGACGCAGGGUGGCGGUUUAGCGAUCAGCGAAAAUUCCCGGGGCAGCAUGGGGAAGGUACUAUGGGUUAUUUGUCAUGCGUAAUCUGCUCCAUGAAUCAUGAGUAGUUUUAUUCGCUUUUGUGAUGCAGAAAUGCCGAGUAGAGGUUGUUUUGGUUUCCAAAAAUUUCGAAAUGUGUCAUGCAGGACAAUCCGCACAUUACCCUGUUUUUGUCAUGCACCAAUUCCAAAUCAAUAUCAGUCCGCCUACGAGCGCCAGCCGGGUUUGCAAAUCCGCGACUUUUUCAACAAGGAAACGGAGGACCAGCAGGGCGUUUGUGUUGCGACUUUCCAUAUGCAUUGCAAAUAUGUCUGGGUCUGGAAAAGUGGAGCUUGUGUCGCGGGUCUAGCAUUCCUGAAAAAUUUGUGUUGCAUAGCCAGCAAAAGUUUUGCCUUUUUGUGAUGCAAAGACGCAGUUUGUCAUGCGUCAUACGCAUCAGUCGGCGCCAAAUAAACCUGUCAUGCUUGGCUGGACUUGAAAGCACCAGGCUCAUCCAUGUUUUAGCAUCACAAGUUUCAUCCAGACCCAGACAUAUUUGCAUUUGAUAUUCCAACGAAGGACACAACUUGCCAACAUGUUCCUAGAAGCGACCAACCGAUAUUUCCUCGACGACGUGAGGCGACAACUGGUCAUCGAGCAGGUGGCUAAGCUCAUGCAGCACCCGCCGCACUUUGACUCGACGUUGCCGUUAAGUCACCCCGAAUUGGUGAAGCAGGAGAUCGCCGAUGAUGUGAUCCAUUUGUUGAAAACCGACGGGACCAUGAAGAAAAUGAUCGCCGCGAUCGACGAGGGGGAAUACGAUUAUUCGGAAUUGUACAGUUGUGGUGAAAAUCUGUACAAUCUCUGUCGCGAGCACCCGAAAUGCUUAGUCGAAGAUAUUUCCAACGCGUUGGAUUAUACCCUGAAACAAUCCGAAAACGAGAUCACGCGGGUGGAGACGGAAGCGGCGGCGGACCGCGCGGAAAUGUCCGAUGUGGAAGAUGAAGACGUAGAGCACGUUAUCAAAAUGAAAAGUGCAGCUCCCACCCCAGAAAGGGAAAGUGUUUGUAUUGCAAAGGUUGCGAAUGGAAAAACUCUCCAUCUUGCAUAUUCCCGCAACACAGAUUUAAGUAUUUCAUUGAGGAAUUCUAGCACAAAAAUCUGUGUUGCAAAAAGGCCCAGCAACAGUGGGGCUUGUCAUGCGAGAGAUGCUCUACAGGACUAGAAUCUAGAUCGGGGACGAGACUCACUCGUGGUCGUUUCAUGCAAGACAAAACUGAUUUCCAUUCGGGAAUUUCGCAUCAGAAAUUGUUUGCACUUCUGGGGCAGCGGGGCACUUUUCAAGUUGAUACACGUGCCGAUCGACGAAAAACUCGAUCGGAUCGCGGUCUACCACCAAGAUCUGACCGAAGUGGUCGUCAAGCUCGGGAUCAAGGGGGGCCGGGAGGAUGUUCUCUCCAAGGCCGAAGUCGCCUUCCAAUACAUCUGCGAGUCGGCAGUGAAAAUCGUGCAACUCAUGAUCGACGAGCGGAAAAUCGGGCGGCACACGAGAACAAGCGAGAGAGAAUUCUUAGAAGCGGUUCUGGCGCACGUGACGUUGAAACUGGUCGUCGUCGCCGCUUUUGAACACUACGACGCGAUCAAGCACGACGAAUACACGGAUCCGCGGGCGAAGUUCCAUGACCAGAUUCUCGAAUCUUCUCGGAAGCGUGCGACCGAUCUGUUGAACGUUUUCCGGAACACUUUUAACCAAAUGGAUUUGGAUGAGUCGCUUUUCGACCCCAUCCGGGAGAAAUUGUAUUUGGAAAUCAACGACGCGGUAUUUUUGCUAUACCAGGUCACGACGGAGAACACGCAGCUACCCAUGCAGGUGGAAAAGUUGGAAGACAGAACCCCGUAUCAACCGCAAAUGCGUCUGGGUCUGGAAAGUUCGAACUUGUAAUGCAGGUCUCACAUUCUUGUAAAAUUUGUGUUGCAUGACCAACAAAAUGCGCAGCCCCUUUUGUCUAUACGAAAACGCAGCUUCUCAUGCGGGCUACGCAUCAGAAAGCUUAGUGGAAAGUUGUCAUGCUUGGCUGCAUUCGGAAUUGCUUCCAUCAUUCACACUUUAGCAUCACAAGUUUCCAGACCCAGACAUGUUUGCAAUGCAUACCCCGAUUUCCUGGCGGUUUCAAUCUGACGUAGACAUUUUGGUGGAGGCGGUUUUGUACCAAAUUGAAAAGCGGAUUUGGGAUGACAAAGCCCGGAAAAGCAACGUCGUGGCGGAGUUUGAGAAGGUAUAGGGCUUUUUAGUGGGUUUUGCAUGACAAAUUUUGCUUUUUUUCUGCAUGGCCAAAGUUUCUGAUGCUGAAAAUCCAAAUACUAUUUGUCAUAUGCAAAGCUACCUACGAAAAAAAAAAAACUUUAUCAAAGGUCGUCUCUUCCCUCGCCCACCGCUCGGUCUGCGAAAAGCCCUGCUUCUACGUCGAAGCCGGGGUUGGCUACCGCCCGGAAUUAGAUGCACUUGUGAAGAAAUUGAACAUCGAGCUGAUGCCCCACCACGCCAAAGCGAUUGCUUCCGUCACUCUUGCCACCCUCUGCGUGCACCAUGCGCAGUACUUGGAGCGGAUGCAGAGCCCGAAUGUGGACUUAGUCGAUCGGGUCACCUGGACGAAUCGGUAUGAGCAUUGCCGGUUGGCGACACUAGAUACUCUAGUCGCGGUGAUGAGCAAAUUAAUCCGGGAUUUGGUUGAAUCUAUGGAGACCAAUGCGGAGAAUAAGAAGAUGAUCGAGGAGGAGAUUCUGAAACAGGAAGAGAUCAAAGACAACGCGGAUCUGGCGUACGAACGGGCGGAACACUUAUUGAAAUUCCUCGUGUGGAAACUCCAUUCCGAUCUCCUCGACGCGCUGGAAAUCGGAAUUUUAGAGCAUAUCAAAUGUAAAAAUGUCUGGGUCUGGAAGAUUCUGCGACUUGUCAUGCAUGUCUGACAUGACACGAGAAUCUGUAAUGCGUGGGAACGAACCGGCUCUCCUAUCUGUCAUGCAAAAACGCAGUUUCUCAUGCGGAAUACGCAACACGUAGCCGCUCAAAAAUUUGUCAUGCUUGGCUGCGUAUUGCAGUCCGGCUAUCAUCCACUUUUAGCAUUACAACUUUCCAGACCCAGACAUUUUUGCAUUUGAUAGAGCAGCCGCAAAUGCAACUGGUCCCCAACCCGGAGAUUGUGGCGAGCGAAAUCCUAUCAACUGUAAAAAUGUCUGGGUCUGGAAGAUUGCGAGAUUUGUCAUGCUUGUCUGGCAUGGCUCUUAAAUCUGUCAUGCACGUUACCCAAGAGCUCCAUUUUUCUGUGAUGCAGAAACGCAGUUUGUCAUGCAGAAUAGGCAACACCUAGAAACUCAGAAACUUGUCAUGCUAAGCCAGCAUUUGUGGCCUCAUCAUGAGACGCCACCCAGCAUCACAAGUUUCCAGACCCAGACACUUUUGCAUUUGAUGAAUCCUGAUGCAUUUCGGCAACAUGCUGGAGGAAAGAGUGAGACGGUUGCACAUCCGCGACGCGUUAUUGUUGAACAGUUCCUGGCAGAACGAGUUCGUGCAGGAGUUGGGGAUGCAACUGCGGGUAAAAGGGGCGCAACUCUGGGGGUCGAUCGAACUCAUGCCGGGGGUCGAGAUGGACAUCGACCCGGAGCAAAGGAGGAAAAGGGACGAAAAAAUGAAAAACGACAACCUGUCCGGGCAACCACAAGACUCCGCCUUGUUGCAAGACCUCAUGGGCCGCGCGGCCAAGCAGUCGCAAACCGACAUUUCGUGCACGCGUGGGGAUAAACUACCCGCGGAAGCGCGAUAUCUCGCCACCGGAGAAAUCGGCGCGGACAACAUGGGGGACAUGGAGAAGGAGCAGAACUCCCCCCCCGCGAAGGUCUCGAUCUUGCAAUCUCGCGACAACCACACGAUCGUGCAGGUGGCGGGGGAUCGGACACAGUUGUUAGAAGUGGUCGGCAUGAGUCAGGACCGGCAUUUGCCCCGGGUCCCCGGGACGGAGCCGCACCGGACGCGACGGGACAUUGUCAUGGUGAUCCCGGACGAGACGAAAGUUAGUAAAACGAGGGAUUUGUUGGAAAUGUUUUCCUCGUUCUGCGACAUUGAGGACGCGUUGGACUUACUGGGCCCGGAGAAAGAUAACGAUGGGACGAUUCACGAGCAGAUGAAAAUCGUGAUGAUCCACAUGGACGAUAUCAUGACACUUGAUGAGGGUGGGAUUGUCGACAUUUUAUGCUGCACCGGAUUCCUAAAAGAUGCGGAGCAACUGCUCGUGAUGGAGCACGAGAUGGACCGGGAUGAUAGGCUUUUAGAGUGCCUCUGCCACAUGAUUGUCGACCCGGAACUCGGCGACGUGAUGGUGAUCGAGUCCGACCACUCCCGGGACGAAGUUGCGUUUUUGACCGAAAAGGACAAACACGCCCAGGACAUAUGAACUGCAAAAGCAUCGUACUCGUAUAAAUGCAUUACAAAUUCACCUAGCACUACAAACUGAAGCUGUAAUGCGGAUUUGCCUUGAUAAAAAGAUUUGUAAUGCAGAAACGCAAGUAGUACGAGUACGAUACUUUUGCAAUGCAUAGGACAAUUCCAUCGAUAACUUCUACAAGCCGAGUCGUUCUUCUGAUGUCUUCGGGGACGGGAAGUUAUGCAAAGCAAUUAUGCCUUCUGACUCAGAAAUUUGUAUUGCAAAAAGCAGCCUCUGGAAAGGAUAAGCAGAUGCACGGGUCGCAAGACAAAUUGAUUCAAGAUUUUGAUAGUGCGUCUUGGUCUCAGCGAAGGCAGCCUUGCAAAUUUCGCAUCAGAGGAGACAAUGCUGAAGUACUUCUUGCAUGACAAAAACUGGGUCGUGUGGGGGCAUAUUUGUAUUGCAUAAAAGCUAUCCGCACUGUACCAAGCGGCGGACGUGACCUACGUGCCCGACGCGAGCUUUCGUUUGAUCGAGCCGGAACGGAUGGCGCAGCUGCGGGGGGAGGAGCAGGAAAAUAUUGAAAACGCGAUGGAGUCGAUGGGAAUGUCCAAUGAGCAGAUUCUGGGCGCGGGUUUAACCGGCGCCGGGUUGAGCAAGUUGCAGUACAAAACGCCGUUGGAAGACACGGACAUCGCCCGGCAUUGUAAGGUCAUGAAGCCGACCACCUCCAACAAUGUGACGAACUUCAAGCUGUCCAAGGCUCUGCGGACCAAGGACAUGGCUUCCAAACCGGAUUUCCGCCUCGCCUCCGAGGGGAUCGCGGAGCACUGCAUCGCGGGAGUUCUUGGUGAGAAGUUCCAAACGCACGAAAGGCUUGCGGACUUACUAUCCCGGUCCGGCGCCGCGUCGGUUGUCGCGGCGGCCGAAGGUGCCGCGCAGGUGCAGGGGACGGACCCGAUGUUUCCGAAGGACGGUAUUGCCGAUGACAAACAGGUCACGCCCGACGCGAACAUUACCGUUUUGGAAGAAAUCGGUCGGUUCGCGGCACGACAAGCCCUGUACUCCGGCGCGAUUGACAAGGCGAAGGCCAAUCUGAACCUCCACACCGUCGCGGAGGCGCUGAUUAUUCACGCCCGGGUCGGGGCCAGCAAAUUUCUCGGCGGAACCGCGGAACACCUCCGGGCGCUCGGCGUCGCGGAUUUAUUGGAACACGAAACCGGCGUGGCGGUCAAGGCUUUGAUAUCAAAAGGAAAAAUCCCUUCUCCCCAUAUGAAAACGAAGUUUCUGAUGCUGGAUUUGAGUACACAAGUCAGAUUUGUCUUGCUGGACAGGACUGCAGAUGACCCAUAUCAAGCCUGAGUAGAGAGGCUUUAAUCUAGGCGCUUUUUAGCAUGAAAAACGUCCGUGCUGUAGCGCUUAACAGCAUGUUGACAAACCGCCUGCAUAAUGCAGCGGAGCCGGUGGAGUUGCCGUCUUGCAACACAGACACGAUUUGUGGUCACAUAUCAGCAACGCAAAUUUGCGAAAACCUACCGCGUCAAUAUGGGGAGGGGGGAUUUGUCAUUGCGAUAUUGGAUCGUCGCUCUCUUCGGCCGCGCGGCGCUGCAGGAGUUUAUGGGCAGUACCAUUGCAACCGCUUCUGAGGUAUGGAUUGUAAAAAUGUCUGGGUCUGGAAAGUUGUGAUGCUGGGUGGCGUAUCAUGAAGAGGCCACAAAUGCUGGCUCAGCAUGACAAGCUUUUGAGCUUAGAGGUGUUGCCUAUUCUGCAUGACAAACUGCGUUUCUGCAUGACAGCAAAAUGGGGCUCUUGGGUAAUGUGCAUGACAAAUUUAAGAGUCAUGUGAGACAAGCAUAACAAACUUCCAUUCUUCCAGACCCAGACAUUUUUGCAGUUGAUAUGAGGGGGAUGUCGGGCUGUUGGAAGAAAUUUUACAACGUGCCGCCAUGAAAGCGGUCGUCCGCCGCAUGUACUGGCGGGGCGAGCAGCGGCUGCGGCAGAGGACGGAGUUUUUGGCGAAUAAAAGGCAUGACAUGCACGGGAUGUUCAGGCGGAACAUGCUGCAGAGCUGGACGGAGGGAAUUGAAGAGGACGAGUUGAAGACGUUGAAAUCGGUAUUGAUAGUGUGGUUUUUGCAUCACAAAGUUUGAGUUUUUUCGGAAUUUCCUGCAACAGAAGUUUCAUGAUCAAAAUGAAAGUCCUCCGAGAACUUGUCAUGCAUCAAAGCCAAGGGAUGAUAUUCAAAAAACCUCUACAACUAUCAGGGCCUCUCCCGUCGCGACUACCGCGGAAUCGCCGUUCUCCGGGACAUGAACGCGGGAAACCGCCGCCUCCACCGGGUUGGCAUGCACAAAGAUCCGAUCACCUCCGACAUGCUGGUUCGCAAUUUCAAACUGGGUGACCACAUGGACGUCUUACGCCCAGGCUUUGGCACCACCACCCACGGCAUGCUAAAGUGCAACGCCAAGGACUGCCAACAAUUAGUCCAUGAGGUUGUCGACGUCGCGAAAUAUUUAGACCACGACCGUCUCCACAUCCAGUGCGCGGAUUUCGACGCGUUGGCGCGACAUCUGGUUUCCUCCGUCCACAAAGUCGUGACCCAGUUCGUCCCGCCAGAUUUGGUGGAGCGAAACAUUUCCUUAAUCGCCACUUCCAAAACAUUAUACGGUCUCAACGUCGUUGUCACCCAACCGGGGCCGGAUGACAGCAAGUGGCUGGCCGUCCCUAAAGUGACAGUCGCGGUCCGGCAGAUCGCGGAUAUUCCGUCGAGAUUGUUACCAAUAGUGGAAACGGAAAUCGACGCGUUAGGUGCGAUCCACGACAUGGCGGCUGGAUGCGCGUCGUCCAUCAUCGGCAGGGGGUUGGCUUACUGCCAAUUCCCCUUAUCCCGCGAGGCGGUCCAAACGAGUCAAUCGUUGGCGAAUACGGUCAUCACGUUGAUUGAGAGGACGAAUUCCGUGGAUGGGGAGGUCCUAGAGGAUUUCCAGGACUCGUUGAACGCCAAUGUCGUCGACGAAAUGUCUUUAUUGCAAGCCUGUCGCUACGUGCAGGCCUUCGUCGAGGGCCAGUGCGACAUUAUUAAACGGACGAAGUUGGAAAACGUGGAUUUAGAACUACUCCGGAAGGUGGAAGUGGGUGUGAAAGUCGCGAAAGAGAACACGAUCUUAGGGGGGAUGAAUUCGCACAAGUUGAUGAAGGCCAAACUCGCCUCUGUCGACGUGCUGGUCGCCGAGGCCAUGAACGCUUUGGCGCUAGAAGUCCACCGAUCUUCAGAAAUCGAAUUAAUGCAGCGGGCCUUGAACGCCCGGUGGCGGUACGCGCCGGUGAAAUUGGUUUGCAACGUGGGUGAUCAGAUCGAACUGAUGGCGAUAUCAAAUGUAAAAAUGUCUGGGUCUGGAAGGAUGCAACUUGUAAUGCUAUUUUUGGAUUCUAAAAAAAUCUGUGUUGCAUGACAGGCAAUAGGAGUCCAGUCCUUGCCACGUGGACGAGAGGGCAUUUCUCAUGCAGGAUAUGCAUCAAGACGCACUCAGAAAAUCUGUGAUGCUAGGGCAUAGAUCACAGCCGUCAUGGGUCAUGUCAGAUGUGCAUGACAAAUCUUCCAAUCUUCCAGACCCAGACACUUUUACACUUGAUAGGCGAGCCACCCGGAUAACAUCAGUGUGGAGGAGUUAGCGGGGCUGGAAUCCUACCCAGAGAACGACGCCAUCCGGGUGUUGAAUGAUGUCAUCAAGGACGUGAUUGACAGGAGGUGUGAAACUUUUCUGCAGAAUCUGUCCGCGAAUCUCACCCGGCAACCAACCUCCGAUAUCGACGCCGGCUUGGUGCAGGAUUUCUUGGAGAAGCUUGCGACGAAACUGGACAAUGAGCUGAAGGAGAAACUGAAGCAGGAGCUGUGCAAGCCGGAAUUGAAGCCACACACACCCGACGCCCUUCCGAACGACGUCACGGUUUUGGCGAAUUUCUUGCUGAAGACUUUGGAACUGGCAAAGAUCGAGUCGCGGAAAAACCCGAAGAAGGAUUUGGCGGGCAAAGCGCUUUUCGACACUUGUGACUUCUUAGCGCAGCGGGUUUUACAGCAAAUUGAGCACGAGUUUGGAACCGAGCAACAGUUCCGGAAAGUGAUCUACGAGUUGGUCGGAAUUCUCACCGACGGAAUGGUGAUCAAUUCUCGGGAUCAAGAGAUCGCGGAAGUCGUUUGCCACUUCAUCGGCCACGUGUCCAAUCGCUGCGCAUUGCAAAUGUGUCUGGGUCUGGAAGAAUGCAAGGUUGUCAUGCUUGUCUGGCAUGACUCUUAAAUCUGUGAUGCAUGAACAGGAAAACAAGGGCCUCUUGCCUGUCAUGCAAAAACGCAGUUUGUCAUGCGAAAAACGAAACACACAGCAGCGCAAAAACUUGUCAUGCUAGGCGGUAUACUGCAGUGCGCCCACAAUUCGUAGAUUUGCAUCACAAUGUUUUUCCCGACCCAGACAUAUUUGCAAUGCAUAACCGCUGCGCGCAGACCAAGUUCAUGAAGCCGAUGAACGCCGAAGAGUCGAUAUCCUAUGUAAAAACGUCCCCACCCCAGAGUCAAGAUGGGGAUUUUGCAACACAAACCUUGAAGUUUUGGGAACCACGCAUGACAAAUUGCAGACUGUAGUGUAGUGCAGUUUAGCAAGGGAAGCCGCAUAGCAAAUCGAUCUCCUUAUGCUGUUUACAGCAUUACAAGUUCCAAAACACGAUUGAUAAUGCCCCUCAUGGGAUCGCGCAUUACAAGCGCUCUUGUGCUUGCAGAUCUGCAUCACAACUCUGGGGUGGGGACGUUUUUACUCAGGAUAGUCGAUGUGGCUCCGGAACCGACAGCUGGGGAGGAAGAAUUUAAUGCAGUUGAUCGUGAAGGAGCUGAAGUCCGUUUCCGCGUAUGACGGGCAGUUAAUCACGGACUUCUGCGAGCGCAUCGUCGAAAUGAUGGAGAAGGAGGCGAACUCCGACGGCCCGGCGUACCAUUCCGGAGAAACGAUUGAGGAAGCACUUCUCCUCCAUUCCCACCACGUAAACAAGGAGCUCACGCACGCGAACGUGGCGAAUAGGCAGAUGUUUGUCGUCGACCAGGUCGACGUGUUUGAGGAGUAUUCCCUGUUAACCGAGGACGUGAUUGAAACCGACCAGAUUGAAGCGCUUAUCAACUGUAAAAGUGUCUGGGUCUGGAAGAAUGCAGCGCGUCAUGCUAAAUCUGAAGCAUGCAAAAAUCUGUGUUGCAUGAUUACCAAAAGUCGUCCAGUUUUGAUCAAGUCGGAAGGAAGUUUCUCAUGCAGGAUAGGCAUGAGAGAGAUCGCGCAGAAUCUGUCAUGCUAGGUCCUGCAUUCCAGACCUCAUGGGUCAUGGAAAAGCUGCAUGACAAAUCUGACAAUCUUCCAGACCCAGACACUUUUGCAAUCCAUAGCGUUGGUCAAGCAGCACUUCGUCGACACGGUGGGGAGAAGAUUAUAUCCUGAGUAAAAACGUCCCCACACCAGAGUUGUCAUGCAGAUUUGCAAUGACAGGAACAUUUGUAAUGCGCAUCACCAGGAGAGGCAUUUUUAGUCGUGUUUUGGAAUUUGUAAUGCCGUAAACAGGAUGAGCAGGUGGAUUUCUGAUGCAGCUGGCCUUGCGAAGCUGCACUACACUACGGACUGCAACUUGUGAUGCGUGACCCCCAAAAGUUCUAGGUUUGUGUUGCAAAAUCCUCAUCUUGACUCUGGUGUGGGGAUGUUUUUACUCAGGAUAGAUUAACGGAAAAUUUAACCAUGCGGGAAAUUCGUCGGGUGAAUUUAAGGGAUGAAGUGAUCAACCGGUUGUCGAUGCGCGGCAACAUGCAGAGUUUGAAACCGCAACACAGAACCAUGCAGGCCGCGACGAAAUUGUUUGAGCAGUUGAAGCACUUCGUGUUGCAGCAUUUGGACAGAAUUGCGCAAAUGGACGCGUACGAGCUGAUCUUUGUGGAAACACAGGUUCUCGCGAAGAAAAUCGCGGAUAAGAUGGACGAAUUACUAGAUUUGGGGAUCAGCAACGAGAAAAUUUUGGAGUUUAUCGACGCCAUGGAGAAAGACUUGUUCCUGCUAUUAGAAAACGCUCUCGUUGAGGACCGGCCGAAGGACAGAUUGCAAAAACCAAAAGCGGUGAAGAAUUUCCAAGUGUCGUCCGCCACCGGGAUCACGCCGGACGAGGCCGCCGGCCACAUCGUCGCGAAGCCGGGCAUAUGCAUUGCAACUUUGUCUGGAUAGUUUGGAAGAUUGCAACUUGUCAUGCUCAAUCUGAAUCAUGGAAAAAUCUGUCUUGCAUGAGGGCCAAGAACCGCUGUCCUCUUUUGACCAGGUUGAGGGGGACGAGUUUCUCAUGCAGUAUAGGCAUGAUAGAGACCUCAAAGUAGAAUCUGUCAUGCUCGGUCCCCCACUCCAGACCUCAUGGGUGGUCGUGGAAAAUGUGCAUGACAAGUCUUGCAACCUUCCAGAGGACCCACACAUAUUUGCAGUUGAUACGGCACCGCCGGGUUCGGGGCCAGUUCGAUUCAGGACAUGCUGCAAUCGAAACGGGCGUCGCGGAAUAUGAAACAAGGAAAUCCCAACGCGUCCAUGCCGCGGGCGCCGACCACCGGCGCGACGGCCCACGGGAUCGAGAACGAAAUGCGGAGUCGGGAUCUGGAACUGCAGGGCUACGAUUCCAUGCCGUCCGACCGGGCGGGGGGCGGCCGGGUGCGGAAGAGCAUGGGGGAUCGGAUCAAGAACCGGCGGAACGUGAACGACACAACCUUGCAAAACUUCAACCUCGGCCCGCAAACGCAGGUGGGCGGGAGUCUAUCAAAUGCAAAUAUGUCUGGGUCUGGAAGAUUCUGCGCCAUGUCAUGCUAGUCUGGCAUGACUCUGAACUCUGUAUCGCGUGCCCCCGAAGAGGUCUGCUUUUCUGUCAUGCAAAAACGCGGUUUGUUUCUCAUGCGGAGUACGCAACUCAGAAGCACCGAAAAACUUGUCAUGCUGGGGAGCGCAUCACAGUGUGCUCACUAUUCCCUUCCUUGCAUCACAGGUUUCCGGACCCAAACAUAUUUGCAAUGCAUACAGGCCGGACGGGGCUUAUUUUACCAACGCGGGACAAAUUGACGCGGUUCCGUAUCAGAUUUCAUGAGUGGAGAUGAAAUCAGGGGUGAAGUAAGUCUAGCAGGAGAUGAAGAAAGAAGCUCUCGCAACCAAGAAUAUUUUUGAUAACCGUGAAUCUUUUUGAAGUUGGUUCUUUACAGGAAACAAUCUUUUCUCGCAGAACGUCAGCUCAAGGCUUUCCGGCGCUGAGUCCGCAUGCCAAAUUGUUUUAGAUCAGAUUUUACGAAAAACACAGUAUCAGACGCGUGAAUCUUUUUGAAGUUACAAAUUUUCGUUCUUGUAUCAGAUUUGUUUUAGCAUAACCUAGUUUUACCAGUAUUCAAAAUCAUCCAAAAUAGCAUCUUUUUGAAAAAUCAGACACAAUUUUAUCGCUUUUGCAUUUGUAGAAUUUCAAAACUCAAUGCUACCCUUGUGACGUUGUUUUUUGCACGAAAACAAGCAAGUCGUUCUCUAUCGUUCCCCGGUGCAGUAAAACUGUAAAGCAUAGCACAGCUCUAGUUCCGCCUCGCCCUAGAUAGAUUCAAUUCGGAAGAAAGUUUUCAGUUUCAACAGACAGUUUAUUUCAUGUACAAUAGCAGGCUUUUUUAUUUUUUGACAAUACGAAAAGUUCUACUUGACCGACCGUUCUUUUUUAUUAGCAUAAAGUACACCAGAAAAUAUAGGUUUUAUCCACGUUGAAAAUCUUCUGUAUCUCGAAAUCAUUCUUAGCAUGUUCUCUAUACAAAACUUUUUGGAAGUAGUAGUAGAAAAAGCACCAAUUCCCUAAAAUCCUCUUUCAGCAUAACCCAAUAGUUUUUUCCGCUCAUAGCCUGAGACUCCGCCCACACGUCGACCCCA